AUGGACGAGAUAGAGAAGACGGGAAUCAAGUCUGUCAGCGACAGCGAAGGAUCUCAGUCGGACAGCACUGUGACGACAGCACAGAUGAAGCUCUCGAUGAGACAGUGCGAGGAUCAAACGACGAUGAGAACUGGGCAACAGCAGACGAACGAUGGAUGCCACCUACGCCGAGAGCACUCGAUGAUGGGGAGAUGUUUCUUGCCCGAAGAGGAACGACGAGAAGAGGAACGACGUCGGUUGAAGAUGGCGAUUAGAAGUGAUGAAACGUCAGCUCGACGGACAGACGAGUUCAGUCUAUCCAACGGACGGACGGAGAAGGGUUGA
Molecule: messenger RNA, 324 nt
Organism: Penicillium daleae
Lineage: Eukaryota; Fungi; Ascomycota; Eurotiomycetes; Eurotiales; Aspergillaceae
Exons: 2
Coding region: 1-324 (107 amino acids)
Source: RefSeq, a predicted model, not a curated record